Ilex paraguariensis (yerba mate) is the source of this 2661-nucleotide messenger RNA. Lineage: Eukaryota; Viridiplantae; Streptophyta; Magnoliopsida; Aquifoliales; Aquifoliaceae. The record is from the annotation of a GenBank genome assembly.
CUUCUCUGGGUUUUCUUGUACUCUUAGUGUUGUUGUUUCUCUGGUCUGAUCUUCAAAUAAUCACCUGAGAAAUGACGAUCGGAGCUGGGAUAUCUGUCGGCGAUGGGAAGCUCAACGUGUUGGGAAACUGCAUUCUUACGGAUGUUAAAGAUAACAUAUAUGUGACGCCGGCCUCCGGCGAGAACUUAACAAACGGCGCUUUCGUCGGCGUCCGGUCCGACCAGAAUGGUAGCCGCAGGGUCUUCCCUGUUGGAAAACUCGAGGGAUUCCGGUUCAUGUGUGUUUUCCGGUUCAAGUUGUGGUGGAUGACACAGAGGAUGGGCAAUUGUGGCCAAGAUAUACCCUUCGAGACCCAAUUUUUAAUGGUGGAAGGAAAAGAUGAUUCACAUUUUGCUGAAGAUGGUGUGGACCAGUCUGCAUUGUAUAUAGUUUUCUUGCCUAUUCUUGAGGGGGAUUUUAGGGCUGUUCUUCAGGGGAAUGCCAAUAAUGAGUUGGAGAUCUGUUUGGAAAGUGGGGAUCCUGAUGUACAAGACUUUGAAGGAAGUCAUUUAGUUUUUGUGGCUACUGGAUCAGACCCAUUUGAUGUAAUCACAAAUGCAGUGAAGACUGUUGAGGGACAUUUGCAGACGUUUUGCCACCGUGAUAGAAAGAAGAUGCCAGAAAUGUUGAACUGGUUUGGCUGGUGUACGUGGGAUGCUUUCUAUACAGAUGUAACUGCUGAGGGGGUGAAACAAGGAUUAGAAAGUUUUGAGAAAGGUGGGAUUCCUCCUAAAUUUGUUAUAAUCGACGAUGGAUGGCAAUCAGUUGGUAUGGAUCCCGCUGGUGCUGAAGCUAAAGCUGAUAACACAGCCAACUUUGCAAACAGGCUAACUCAUAUCAAAGAGAACCACAAAUUCCAGAAAGAUGGCAAAGAUGGUUUCAGGGUGGAGGAUCCAGCAAUGGGUCUUCGCCACAUUGUUACCGAAGCCAAAGAACAACAUGCUCUGAAGUAUGUUUAUGUCUGGCAUGCGAUAACCGGAUACUGGGGCGGUGUCAGGCCGGAUGUUGCUGAAAUGGAACACUAUGAAUCCAAGUUGGCUUAUCCCAUUUCAUCUCUAGGGGUCCAGUCAAAUGAACCUUGUGAUGCUUUGAACAGCAUUACCAAGAAUGGGCUUGGCCUUGUGAACCCUGAGAAAGUUUUUAACUUCUAUAAUGAAUUGCAUUCAUACCUUGCUUCUGCUGGUAUCGAUGGUGUCAAGGUCGAUGUUCAGAACAUCCUUGAAACUCUUGGGGCAGGCCAUGGUGGAAGAGUGAAACUUGCAAGGAAGUACCAUCAGGCAUUAGAAGCAUCAAUUUCUCGCAAUUUUCCGGAUAAUGGAAUAAUUUCUUGUAUGAGUCACAACACAGAUGGUUUGUACAGUGCAAAGAGAUCAGCUGUUAUUAGAGCAUCAGAUGAUUUUUGGCCCAGAGAUCCAGCAUCACACACCAUUCAUAUUGCAUCAGUGGCUUAUAACACCAUUUUCCUCGGGGAGUUCAUGCAGCCUGACUGGGACAUGUUUCAUAGCUUACACCCAAUGGCUGAAUACCAUGGAGCAGCUCGUGCCGUGGGAGGCUGUGCUAUAUAUGUCAGUGACAAACCUGGGCAGCAUGAUUUUAAUCUACUGAAGAAGCUUGUACUUCCUGACGGUUCCAUAUUGAGGGCCAAACUCCCAGGAAGACCAACAAGGGAUUGCUUGUUUUCUGAUCCUGCUAGAGAUGGAAAAAGCCUUCUAAAGAUUUGGAAUCUGAACGAUUUCAAUGGGGUCGUGGGGGUGUUCAACUGCCAAGGUGCUGGGUGGUGUAGAGUUGGAAAGAUGAACCUCAUCCACGAUGAACAACCUGGCACAACCACUUCAAUUAUCCAAGCUAAAGAUGUUGAUUAUUUGCCCAAGGUUGCUGAUGUCGGAUGGAAUGGGGAUGCAAUUCUGUACUCCCAUCUUCGUGGAGAUGUGGUUUAUCUUCCAAAGAAUGCAUCUCUGCCACUUACACUGAAGGCACGAGAAUUUGAAGUCUUUACAGUGGUACCCGUCAAAGAAUUGUCCCAUGGGGUUAAAUUUGCUCCCAUAGGUCUCAUCAAGAUGUUCAACUCAGGAGGAGCAAUUAAGGAAUUACAAUAUGAAUCAAAUGGAAGCCCAACUGUUGGCCUGAAAAUACGCGGGUGUGGCAUAUUUGGGGCCUAUUCAUCAGUUGAACCGAAAAGAAUAAGAGUUGACGAAGAGGAAAUGGAGUUCAGAUAUGAGGAAGCCUCGGGAUUCAUCACCAUUGCUCUGCGAGUUCCAGAGAAAGAAUUAUACCUUUGGCACAUGACAAUUGAACUAUAAGAGAUUUCAAUCUUCUUCCCCUCCCCAUUGGAGGGGCUCUACUAUCUCUGUAUUGAGUACCUCUUUCUAUGGAGACGUGAAAGAGAACUUCUCUAGAUUUUGAGGAUGAAUUCAUGACAUUGCAGUUAUCUUAUAAUGCAUAAAACUAAGUACGACUAGGAAGAGGAUGAACCAGACAGCUCCCAUUUGUAACAAAAAUUUCUCUGUUUCAUGAUGGGAAAGGACAUAAAGUGGGAGUGUCGUUUUAGAUGUUGUAUUGUAUCCAUUCAUAUCAUAAUGCAACUAAAUAAAGAAAAAAUGAUCAGUUGAUCUUGUAGAUGAG